This is a messenger RNA of Prunus armeniaca (apricot), 648 nucleotides long. NCBI's taxonomy places the organism in Eukaryota, Viridiplantae, Streptophyta, Magnoliopsida, Rosales, Rosaceae. The record is from the annotation of a GenBank genome assembly.
AUGCCUUCCUCACUGCAAUUCCAAAGACCCAUCAAUAACUCUUCUAAUUUUUAUCCCACAAACACAUUAAUCCAACACAAGCAAUUCCAAUCCCACGCCGCGGCCGCAGCUGCAGCGGAGGACUUCACGCGCCUCCACGCUCACAUGAUGUUGCCCAACCCCAACCAGUGCUGCUCCGCGGUUGUGCAGUCCAUCGAGGCCCCCGUCCCCACCGUGUGGUCGGUGGUGCGGCGCUUCGACAACCCACAGGCCUACAAGCACUUCCUCAAGAGCUGCCAGGUCAUCGACGGGACGGGCGACGUGGGCACACUACGCGAGGUCCACGUGGUGUCGGGCCUCCCCGCGGGGUCCAGCACGGAGCGCCUCGAGAUCCUCGACGACGAGCGGCACGUCCUGAGCUUCAGUGUCGUGGGUGGGGACCACCGGCUCGAGAACUACCGAUCCGUCACCACGCUCCACGACUCGCCGAGUGGACUCGGGACCGUCGUCGUGGAGUCAUACGUGGUGGACGUGCCGCCGGGAAACACCAAGGAGGAGACGUGCGUGUUCGUCGACACCAUCGUGCGCUGCAACUUGCAGUCGCUGGCUCAGAUCGCGGAGAGCAUGGCCAAACCAUCCACCAAGAGUAACAACAACAAACCCUCAUGA